Hyalella azteca is the source of this 2547-nucleotide messenger RNA. RefSeq names its product eukaryotic peptide chain release factor subunit 1 (gene eRF1). The record is from RefSeq and is a predicted model, not a curated record. Gene Ontology annotation, biological process: cytoplasmic translational termination. Gene Ontology annotation, molecular function: sequence-specific mRNA binding; translation release factor activity, codon specific. NCBI's taxonomy places the organism in Eukaryota, Metazoa, Arthropoda, Malacostraca, Amphipoda, Hyalellidae. Bases 164 to 1486 code for a protein of 440 amino acids. The transcript is spliced from 11 exons. Gene Ontology annotation, cellular component: cytosol; translation release factor complex.
GCUCUGCCGCAUUCUUUUGUUGAUUACCGUCCCGUGGUGCUGCCAUGCUGUUAAUGUCUGAACGUUAAAUUCUAAAUAUUUACCUAUAGGUCACACUUUUGGUUGACCUUUGGAGUCUAAUAAGGAUUUGAGCAGCAGCACGGGAAGCGACCCCAUUAACAGCAUGGCAUCUCAGCAAGAUGAAACAAGUGCUGAUCGCAAUGUGGAGAUCUGGAAAAUUAAAAAACUGAUCAAAAGUUUGGAGAUGGCCAGAGGGAAUGGCACAUCCAUGAUCUCCUUGAUCAUUCCACCAAAAGAUCAGAUAGCAAGAGUCAGCAAAAUGUUGGCUGAUGAGUUUGGAACUGCAAGCAACAUCAAGUCUCGUGUCAACAGACUCUCAGUUCUCUCUGCGAUCACAUCUGUACAACAGAGAUUAAAACUCUACACUAAAGUUCCCCCAAACGGUCUGGUAAUUUAUUGUGGUACAAUUAUGACAGAAGAAGGAAAGGAGAAGAAAGUAAACAUAGAUUUUGAGCCCUUCAAACCCAUCAACACAUCUUUGUAUUUAUGUGACAACAAGUUCCAUACUGAAGCGCUAUCGGCGCUGCUAGCGGACGACAACAAGUUUGGCUUCAUCGUGAUGGACGGUAAUGGCGCGUUGUUUGGCACCCUGCAAGGCAACACUCGUGAAGUGCUCCAUAAGUUCACUGUGGAUUUGCCAAAGAAGCACGGUCGAGGUGGUCAGUCAGCUCUACGUUUUGCAAGGUUAAGGAUGGAGAAGCGACACAACUACGUCAGAAAGGUUGCAGAGACGGCAGUUACGCUCUUCAUUAUGAACGAUAAACCCAACGUCGCGGGUCUCGUGCUUGCAGGUUCUGCUGACUUCAAAACCGAGCUAUCCCAGUCUGACAUGUUCGAUCCGAGGUUACAAACUAAAGUUAUUAAACUGGUGGACGUAUCUUACGGUGGUGAGAAUGGCUUCAAUCAGGCCAUUGAACUCGCCGCUGAGUCUCUGGCCAAUGUCAAAUUUAUCCAAGAGAAAAGGCUCAUUGGUCGUUACUUCGAAGAGAUCAGCCAAGAUACGGGCAAAUAUUGCUUCGGUGUUGUAGACACGCUCAAAGCACUUGAAUGCGGCAGUGUUGAGACUCUCAUCUGUUGGGAAAAUCUCGACAUUAUUCGUUUUGUGCUCAAGAACCAUCAGACGGGCGAAGACACCAUCCUACAUCUAACUCCUGAGCAGGAAAAAGACAAGACGCACUUCACUGACAAGGCCACUGGAGUGGAGUUUGAACUCGUCGAGUCCAUGCCACUGCUCGAGUGGUUAGCCAACAACUACAAGAACUUUGGAUCAACUUUGGAGAUCAUCACUGACCGCUCGCAAGAGGGAUCUCAGUAUGUCAGAGGCUUUGGUGGCAUUGGAGGUAUCCUACGGUAUAAAUUAGACUUGCAACAGCUCACAGACCUUGAGGAAGACUUCAACGACAUUGAUCUGGACGACUACAUGUAAAUGGCUGGCCGCUGCUGGUGUCUAGCGAACUCAGACGCUCACUUUCUGAGCUUGAGCGGUUGUGAACGCCGGAUGCGAGACGCUUUGUGCCUCUCGUGUUAUGCCGUAACCUCCGAGGAACGUGUCUUGCUGCUGCUCAUGUUGGUCACUGUGGAUUGUGGAAGGGUGACAUCUUUAGGAUGUAUAGGAACAUCCUAUUGUCACUGAUGUUGCUUCGUUACCGGCCCUCCCUACUUCGUCAGCUUCCACCAAGAGUGUUGUCGUUUGGUCGUCUAUUUUUUGCCUGUCAGACCUUGCGACCUAUUUCGCUUUUUCGAUUUGAAGCAGAUUUUUUGUCUUUGUUUAACAAGUUUGAAAUAAACAGUUGGUUCUCAAAUUGGUCGUCUAAUAUGCAGGUAGAUUGAAUAAGAUUUUUAAGAUCGACACGAGACGACUUACGAUGACUUCUAGGCGAUAGGCUCUUUGUGAGCAGGUAGGUGCCGGUGACACUGAAACAUUUCAUUUUAAUCGGCGAGUUUCAUAGCUUGGAGCUUGAACGAUCUAAUAUCUCACAUUUAAAUGGCUCAUUUUUUUAGAAUUUUUUUUGUAACUCAGUUUCUUGGGUUGAUAUCUCCAACCUUCUUAUUUUGUCACUGUUGUGCUAUUCUAAUUUACAUGCGCGUUUCUCAGACGUUAGCCGAUUGCCUCCACUGGAAGUGGUGUUGCUGGGAAGCUCUACGUGUUUUCUUGUGCAUAACGAGCGAUGGCCUCUAUGAACAUGAAUUCCAAGUUGACUUCUCCUAUGGCAGAAGGAUGUGAAUACAACGAUGGAGGGCAUCCCUCGCUUUUAAUUGGUUGUUGCUCCGUAGAUUUUUCGGUCUCGGCGACGUUGCUCCCUUGGAGGCAAAUAGACUUAAGUCUGAGCCCGCAUACCGACCACAAUUUUCAUUACUUUCACUACCAUCUGAUAUUGAAUUUCUUUAUUUAAACCAUUUUUAUUCGAUUAUUCUGAUUUUCAAGAAACUUUAUUAAUAGUUUUUUGGUUUCUUUAUUGGGCUCCGUUAUUAAAUGUAGAUAACACA